AGAAGGAAUUUUAUUGAAGGCGUUGAAUCAAAGUCAUCAAUCUCUUUCCUCCUUUUUUUUCUUGACUUCUAUUUAUCGUCCCGGGCACUAGCAUCUUCGGUUAAUCGCCACUAGACAGUAUUCAGUUGAGUUGCUGGUCUAUAUAUUAUAUCGUUUUCGGAUUUUCUUUUCGUUUUCCUUUAUUACGGACUAACGUUGGGGUUCUUUUCGAAACGAUUACUAUUCCGAGUGCUCUCUAUCGAUAAGGGCUUCCAAGAAAACUUCACCCCACCCACUCAGAGAACAGAAAGACUUUUGGUUGACCCCCUUCGACCCCGCUAUUAUUGAUCCACUUACUUCAGGUUCUUUUUUCUCUUCUUUCUCGCCUUACCGACAGGCUUUGAUUCUUUCCCCUUUCCCGCUUCCGCCGAUUUCAACCCCCCUCCCCCCCCCCCUCUCAUAUACCAACACAUAUAUCCGACAAAAUGGUGUCUGCAUCCAAAGCCGCUCGUUUGGCCAAGCGUGGCGACACUAAGAAGAAGGUCGGCAAGGGCAAGAAGGAUGGCGACGAGUCCCCCGUGGUCGACAGUGACGUCCCGACUGAUGACCAGCCCGCCACCACCUCUGAGAAGAUGAAGGAGGUUGAGAAGCUCACAGCCCAGAUGGACAAGCAUGGUCUUUCGGAUCGUGUCACAACUGGUGUGCUCUCCUCCAUGGAAGCCUCUCGUGACGUCAAGGUCACUUCUGCUUCUCUGGUGUUCCACGGCAAGGUCCUCAUCACCGACUCUACCCUCGAGCUGAACUUCGGUCGUCGUUACGGUCUUCUGGGUGAGAACGGCUGUGGCAAGUCUACUCUGCUGAAGUCGAUCGCCCAGCGUGAAUACCCUAUUCCCGAACACAUCGAUAUCUACCUUCUGAACGAAGGUGCCCCCCCUACCGAUCUCGGUGCCCUAGAAUGGGUCGUCACGGAGGCACAGAAUCAGCUUGAUCGUAUGGAAAAGCAGGCUGAAGAUAUCCUUGAGGAGCAAGGCCCAGACAGCCCCAUCCUGGAGGAUCUGUACGAUCGUAUGGACAAAAUGGAUCCCUCCACCUUCCACACCCGUGCCUCCUUGAUCUUGACUGGUCUGGGAUUCAACAAGACCACGAUCAACAAGAAGACCAAGGAUAUGUCUGGUGGUUGGCGUAUGCGUGUGGCCCUUGCCAAGGCUCUCUUCGUCAAGCCCUCCUUGCUUUUGCUGGACGACCCUACGGCUCACUUGGAUCUCGAGGCUUGUGUGUGGUUGGAAGAAUACCUGAAGAAAUGGGACCGUACCCUCGUCCUGGUUUCCCACUCCAUGGACUUCUUGAACGGUGUCUGCACCACCAUGAUCGAUAUGCGCAUGAAGCAGCUCCUGUACUACGGUGGUAACUACGACUCUUACCACAAGACCCGUAGCGAACAGGAGACGAACCAGAUGAAGGCCUACAACAAGCAGCAGGAAGAAAUUGCCCACAUUAAGAAGUUCAUUGCUUCCGCCGGUACAUACGCCAACUUGGUUAGACAGGCCAAGUCGCGCCAGAAGAUCCUCGACAAGAUGGAGGCCGAGGGUUUCAUCCAGCCCGUUGUCCCCGACAGAGUCUUCAGCUUCCGCUUCGCGGAUGUUGAGAAGCUUCCUCCUCCGGUUCUGUCCUUCGAUGACGUCAGCUUCUCCUAUUCUGGCAACUGGGAAGACACUCUGUACGAGCACCUUGACUUCGGUGUUGAUAUGGACUCUAGAACUGCCCUGGUCGGCCCCAACGGUGUUGGCAAGUCCACCCUGCUGCGCAUCAUGACUGGAAAGUUGCAACCCAUUGGUGGUCGUGUCAGUCGUCACACUCACUUGAAGUUGGGCAUGUACAGUCAGCACUCCGCUGAACAGCUUGACCUGACCAAAUGUGCUCUUGACUUCGUUCGCGACAAGUUCCCCGACAAGAGUCAGGAUUACCAGUACUGGCGUCAACAGCUUGGCCGUUACGGUCUGAGUGGUGAAUCCCAGACUGCUCUGAUGGGCACUCUGUCCGAGGGUCAGAAGAGCCGUAUCGUGUUCGCUUUGCUGGCCAUCGAAGCGCCUAACAUGAUCCUUCUCGACGAACCUACCAACGGUCUCGAUAUCCCCACCAUUGACAGUUUGGCCGAUGCCAUCAACUCCUACAGCGGUGGUGUCGUCGUCGUGUCCCACGACUUCCGUCUCCUCGACAAGAUCGCCAAGGAUAUCAUGGUCUGUGAGAACAAGACCGUCACCCGGUGGGAUGGCACUAUUGGCCAGUACAAGAACCACCUGCGCAAGAAGAUGAUUGAUUCCGGUGCUGUCUAAAAAUAGGGCAUACCAUAAAACGAAGGAAAACGACGCUUCUUGUUAUGAUUGGAAUGUCAGAGACGACAAUGAGAAUUUCAAAAGCUGCAGGGGAGUUUGAAAAAAAAAAGUUUCUUACAGGAGAAAUGAUCCAUCCUGAGUGAUACAGUGACAUGGGCGGGGGACGGUUUUCUUUCUUACAUACAUAUCUGGAGAUAUCUGCUCUUGCGUGUUUGGGUUGCUUUAUUUUUAUUAGAUGGUCUGUCUGUGUUUCAUACCUCAUUCCCUGCUAGACCCUUUUGAGUUUCAGGGGUUCAAUCUAUUUUUUUCCCACCCUUUUCUUUACACCUAUUAUAUCACUUUGCCGUUUGUUAUAGAGAUUGUGUAGGGAUUCCCUCCUUUUUUUCUUUUUUGAUGGUCCUUGCAUUGGGAUCAGGGCUUAGAACUUAAUGACGAUGACAUGGUCUACGGGAUUCUUCUCCGUUCAACAAGAAGUUCAGCCAAAAGUUUAGACAUAAUUUAAUGCACGUUUUGCGGGUUGACAUGUAUUCCUUUUCGCUAGUAAAACUC
Molecule: messenger RNA, 2861 nt
Organism: Aspergillus alliaceus
Lineage: Eukaryota; Fungi; Ascomycota; Eurotiomycetes; Eurotiales; Aspergillaceae
Product: ATP-binding cassette family ATPase ARB1
Exons: 2
Coding region: 465-2312 (615 amino acids)
Molecular function (GO): ATP hydrolysis activity; ATP binding
Source: RefSeq, a predicted model, not a curated record